This is a messenger RNA of Botrytis cinerea B05.10, 721 nucleotides long. RefSeq lists its product as hypothetical. The transcript has a single exon. NCBI's taxonomy places the organism in Eukaryota, Fungi, Ascomycota, Leotiomycetes, Helotiales, Sclerotiniaceae. The record is from RefSeq and is a predicted model, not a curated record. Bases 113 to 517 code for a protein of 134 amino acids.
GAUGAGACGACCAGACUUCCAUUAGCAUUGAGAUGAUUGUCAUUGGACCCUUUCAAGAGAGCCUCUGAAGCUUCAACAUUUGCCAAGAAUACGGGGAAUAUGGAUUUCUUUCAUGCAAUUGUGGGACGUGCCUGAAAUACUGCAGGUUUUAUUAGUAUCAUUCAGUCGUUUGCGUAGUAGUCCAAUACUACGGUAUCAAAACGUUAUGCAGCUCGGCCACCAACAGUAUCACCUCUCCUCGGCCCUGCAGGUUGACGACGACUAUGCGCCGUGUGAGGAAGGUAUGAGGCAAUAUGCAAUACAAUUUGCGGAGGAAUAUCGUCUCUUCUGGAAACGACACAGGACUUUCCAAUUGAAAGGGAGAAUGGCGCCAUAUUGCCCCCGUGAGUCUCGUGCAUUUUCCAUUACGUUUCGAUUCCUCUACCCGGAGCCCAAAAGCCUCGAAAUUCACCCAGCUUCUGCUGGUCAUUCAAGUAUUACGACUCGUUUGGUUGGAUCUGAAUGUCUGAACGUCUGAAUGGAAUUCAACAAAUUCAAUGAUUGGAUAGGCGUUUCGAAAGAUGGAGCACAUAGCAGCAUUAAAUAUAUACAUGUUACCACAUGAUCUCAAAGAUUAAGGAGAAUUCGUUGUAUUACUUUACUUGGGGAAACUAAGGCUAAGACUGUGUUCAGAAAGUGUUACUCCUUUUUGAUUCACAUUUGGUGAUGUUGCAGAACGUAC